Molecule: messenger RNA, 2076 nt
Organism: Quercus robur (English oak)
Lineage: Eukaryota; Viridiplantae; Streptophyta; Magnoliopsida; Fagales; Fagaceae
Product: probable aquaporin NIP5-1
Exons: 4
Coding region: 719-1615 (298 amino acids)
Biological process (GO): transmembrane transport
Cellular component (GO): membrane
Molecular function (GO): channel activity
Source: RefSeq, a predicted model, not a curated record
ACCAUGCAAUUACCCUAACUCUGACACCCCUCUAACUUCCUUCAAUUCAUUCCCGACCCCAGUAAGCACCUAUAUUUCCGUUUUUGCAAUUUUUCAUCCCCUUGCCUCUUCUUCUUCAACUCAGGUUUUACCGAUUACUAUCCAACCCCGCCUUCUUUUUCUCCCUCUACUAGCAGCAGUAGCUAACUCGCGAUUGCAUUUCUCUUGUUCUUUGUCUGUUUUCAGCUGAGGCAUGUAAAUUUGCCUUUCCCUUUUCAAUUCCAGAAAAUUCUCAUCCAGUUUUUUAAUCUUUUGCAUGUAUAUGAAGAAUUGAAUUACCUCUCUUUCAGUUGUAGUGUACAACCUGGCUCGCUUCAUCUCUCCCAUUCCUUAGAAACACAUUUAUAAAAAUCCUGAAAAACAUGUAAUCUAAUUUCCUUCCAUCUCCAAAACACCAACCAAAAAAACAAAAAAAACAAAAAUAGUCUGCUUAAGCCUAGUUCGUAAUAUUGUCAUAACAAUUAUCAAUAAUCUUUAUUCAUUACUGUUAGUUAUCCUGGCCAAGAUUACAACCCUCGUGUAGCGACACCUUUAUAAAAAUUACCAUAUCAUGUAACUUCUAUCAACCUCGUUCUUAGCCAGCUCCUAUAACCCCAAAAAAAAAAAAAAAAAAAAAAGUUUUUAUUUAUUGUUUUUAAAUUCGUAAGUAGAAAAACAAAAACAAAAAAAAGAAGAAGAAAUGCCGGAAUCAGAGGCAGGGACUCCACCGGUGUCGGCUCCGGCAACACCAGGGACGCCAGCUCCACUGUUUUCAUCUCUCCAUGUGGACUCGAUGUCGUAUGAUCGCAAGUCAAUGCCGCGAUGCAAGUGCUUGCCUGUUAAUGCUCCAACUUGGGGUCACCCUCACACGUGCUUCACCGACUUCCCCGCGCCUGAUAUCUCUCUCACUCGGAAGCUUGGAGCAGAGUUUGUGGGGACUUUCAUCCUUAUAUUUGGAGCAACAGCAGGACCAAUUGUGAACCAAAAGUACAAUGGAGCGGAGUCACUGAUCGGGAAUGCGGCUUGUGCAGGACUGGCAGUGAUGGUGGUGAUUCUGUCGACAGGACACAUAUCCGGGGCACACUUAAACCCAUCCCUCACCAUUGCGUUUGCAGUACUGCGUCACUUCCCUUGGGUCCAGGUCCCAGCCUACAUUGCAGCACAGGUUUCAGCCUCCAUUUGUGCUUGCUUUGCUCUCAAGGGUGUUUUCCAUCCCUACAUGUCCGGUGGAGUUACGGUUCCUACCGUUAGCACCGGCCAGGCUUUCGCGCUCGAGUUCAUUAUCACUUUCAAUCUCUUGUUUGUUGUCACUGCCGUCGCCACUGACACUCGAGCGGUGGGAGAGUUAGCAGGUAUAGCAGUUGGAGCCACCGUUAUGCUCAACAUUCUCAUGGCUGGGCCAGCAAGUGGGGGUUCAAUGAAUCCCGUACGAACUCUGGGGCCAGCAGUUGCAGCAGGAAAUUACAAGGAUUUGUGGGUAUUCCUGGUGGCCCCCACACUUGGGGCCAUUACUGGUGCAGGAACCUACACAUUGGUGAAGCUCCGAGACGGGGACGUGGUUGAACCACCGCGCGAGGUCAGGAGCUUCCGUCGCUAACUAGGCCUAGCUAGCUAGGAGCACGAAAAGGACGCAACCUAUAGCUGCCAUAAUAUGUUUAAAUACUAUUUCUUACUUUUUGUGCUGUUUUUUGUUUGGACCUUGCUUGAUUGAUUGAUUAAAUACCAUAUAUGUCAUGAUAGCUUGAAAGUAUAAUAGUAAGAAGAAUAAAGGUGUGGAGGGCGUGUGAUGAUGUGACCGAAAGUCUACGGCCCGAAAGUGCAGUUGAAUAAUGGAUGUUGCCUUUCUAUGGCUUGGGGGUCAUGAUCAUUUAAUGGACGUUUCUGUGAUUUUUAAUUAGAUGUUCGUUUGGUCCUUAGCUCCUUUGUGAGCAGACCUUGCUUGUAAUGUGCUGUGUGUAUCCAAUUUGCUUAAUUUGUCUCCUUUUUUAAAGAGCUUGCGUUUGUAAUCUUUUGUGUAUAUUAUUAAUAAAGUGCAUUAGCGCGCAUGGUUUGUUAGUA